Molecule: messenger RNA, 820 nt
Organism: Haemorhous mexicanus (house finch)
Lineage: Eukaryota; Metazoa; Chordata; Aves; Passeriformes; Fringillidae
Gene: TNNI3
Product: troponin I3, cardiac type
Exons: 7
Biological process (GO): muscle contraction
Cellular component (GO): troponin complex
Source: RefSeq, a predicted model, not a curated record
CCCGUGCCCCAGCGAGCCCCAGAGGAGGAGGAGGGGGAGGGUCCCGAGCCCCCCCAGGACCCCCCCCCGCAGCCCCCUCCCCUCCGCCGCAAGUCCUCGGCCAACUACCGGAGCUACGCCGUGGAGCCCCACGCCAAGAGAAAAUCCAAAAUUUCGGCAUCUCGCAAGCUCCAGCUGAAGACGCUGCUGCUGCAGAGGGCGAAGCGGGAGCUGGAGAAGGAGGAGCAGGAGAGGGCGGCCGAAAAACUUCGGGUGCUGGGGGAGCUGUGCCCACCCCUGGCGGCCCUGGAGGGGAUGGGGGUGACCGAGCUGCAGGAGCUGUGCCGCCAGCUGCACGCCCGCGUGGCGCGCGUGGACGAGGAGCGCUACGACAUGGGGACGCGCGUCAGCAAGAACGUCACCGAGCUGGAGGAGCUGCGUCGCCGCGUGGCCGCCGGCCGCUUCGUGCGGCCCAACCUGCGCCGGGUGCGGCUGUCGGCCGACGCCAUGAUGGCGGCGCUGCUGGGCACCAAACCCCGCGUGGGCACCGACCUGAGGGCGGGGCUGCGCCAGGUGCGCAAGGACGACGCCGAGAAGGAGAGCUACGAGGUCGGGGACUGGCGCAAGAACGUGGACGCCAUGAGCGGGAUGGAGGGGCGCAAGAAGAAGUUCGAGGGGGCGGCGGCCUGAGGGAGGAGCCCCCAUGGAGUCCCUCUUUCAUUAUCACCUUCAUCAUCACCUUCAUCAUCACCUUCAUCAUCACCACCACGGGCACUGGCACUGCACGACCCCCCACCCAGAACAGACCCCCUCCCCAAAUAAACUUCCCUUUCAGCAUCAA